CCUGUGGUUUGAAUCUGAAAUGAAACGUCUCAUAAGUGUAUUUACUAGGCUGCUAUAACUUUUGUUUGACAUUUAAGAGUAUAUUUAACAAUGGAGGGUUCUGUGUCAAAUGUGGAGGUCUGUAAUUUUGCGUACACGGGGCAGUUUGAGAAAUUAAAACAGUGCAUUCUGUCAGAUAAAACGCUUGCUUGCAAAACGGACCAGGACUGUAGAACCGCCCUGCACUGGGCUUGUUCUGCCGGCCACACGGACAUUGUGGAGUUCCUGCUUGACCUGGGAGUUGAAGUGAAUCUUCAGGAUGAUGCUUCGUGGACCCCUCUUCACAUUGCAGCGUCUGCAGGCAGGGAAGACAUAGUGAGAUCUUUAAUAUCCAAAGGGGCUCAGCUGAAUUCAGUCAAUCAAAAUGGAUGCACCCCUCUGCACUAUGCAGCCUCAAAGGACAGAUAUGAGAUUGCCCUGAUGUUGUUGGAAAACGGAGCAGACCCCAAUGCCACCGACAAGUUGGAGUCCACUCCCCUUCACAGGGCGUCUGCCAAGGGCAACUACCGCCUCAUCCAGCUGCUUCUCAAACAGAGUGCCUCAACCAACAUCCAGGACUCGCAGGGCAACACACCCCUCCACCUGGCGUGCGAUGAAGAGCGUGUGGAAGCAGCCAAGUUGCUGGUGGAACAUGGUGCCAGCAUCUACAUUGAGAACAAAGAGGAGAAGACCCCCCUCCAGUUAGCUAAGGGCGGUCUGGGAAACUUACUCCAGCGGAUUGUGGAGGGAUGAUACAUCUACUGUGUUCCUGCUCGAAUCCACACCCAUCAAUAAGUUACAUAAUGAUAAUUCUCACCCCAGUCAGUCCUCCCUGAGCGGCCCAGUGUGACAGAUUCAGAUGUGUAACAGUUUGAAGAUUAGACAGUGUCAGGAAGAAAAGUUGGACUUACUGCAUCCUGCUCCUCAGAUGGGGCAGUGAAACUGCUCAGACCAUAGAUGUCUGAUCAGAAACACUGUGCACUAAGCGUUUUCUAUGAAGUUUGAAUUGUUGCUAAAAUGACUAAAUAAAAAUCAGGGUUCAGCCUG
Messenger RNA from Chelmon rostratus (copperband butterflyfish), 1065 nucleotides. RefSeq names its product proteasome 26S subunit, non-ATPase 10 (gene psmd10). NCBI's taxonomy places the organism in Eukaryota, Metazoa, Chordata, Actinopteri, Chaetodontiformes, Chaetodontidae. The coding region runs from base 91 to 771 and encodes 226 amino acids. The record is from RefSeq and is a predicted model, not a curated record. Gene Ontology annotation, molecular function: protein binding. The transcript has 5 exons.